GAAGACUAGAGAGAGAGAGGGAGAGACAGGGAGAGGGAGAGAGGGAGGGUGAAGUCACGUGACCCGCCGCCAUGAUGCAUGCAGAGAGGGGCCACACCGUGCUUAUAUUCCUCAAUUUCCACCAUGUAGGAGGCCAAUAGACACCAGGCAGCAAGGCAGCCAACACAAGCAAGGAGGAGGAGGCGAGGCGAGGCACCAGGUGGGCCAUCCCUGCAGUGCCACAGACCACACCAGCACCAGUAACCCCCUGCCACAAUAAUGAAUGGGGAUACCACCGACACUACCCUCCCUGGCACCACUACCACCACCACCACCACCACCCCAGUCAGACGCUCGGGACGGACUCGCAAACCUAACUCGCGAUUUGCCGACGACGAGGUGGACAGUUGCUUUAAGAAGAUUGUGUCUGGGUUAGCGUCGCCUGAGUGCACCUCCGCCCCCCCAACCCCCACCCCAGGCCGCCCCAGGAAGGCCACGGCACGGAGGAAGGACAGCCGGAGCGAGGAGGUGGAGGAGAAGAGUGACCGGGGGAGGAAGGAUACCAAGGAGGAGGAGGAGGAAGGGAGGAAACUGAGUGAGGACUGUGAGGAGAAGAGGAAGAGGAAGGAGAGGAUUGAGGAGGUGGAGGAGAGAGGUGACAAGGAGAGGAGUGAAGAUGAUUUUGAGGAAAGAGGCGAGAGGAGGAAAGAGGACGUGGAGGAGAAGAAGGAGAAGAGGAGGAAGAAAGAUAACCAAGAGGACAGCAAAGAGGAGCCCUGCCACGCCCUUCCCAAUGGUCUGGAGGUGGACGGGGAGGCUGAGGAGUGCACGAGGAUGACAAGAAGUGGCAGACCAGUGGAGGAAACCCGGAGGAAAACCAGGAAGAGAGGGAGAGGCAAGGAGGAGAACCAGGGAGAACUAGAGGAAGAAGAAGGUAAACAAGAAACAAAGCUAACAAAACCAGAAACUUCACCUGUUGAGCUAAACGAAGAUAAAAUGACAGGUAAAGAGAAUGUGGAGGACGCAACACACCUGACACCCACCACCCAUGACACACCUGACACCCAUGACACACCUGACUCAUUACCUGCCUGCGAUAGAGGUGAGAGACUCGGCCAGGCGGAGAAAGCAGAGGUGAAGGAGUGCCAGGAAAGUGAGCAGGACAAGGCACCUUCACAGACACACACACACACAGACACCUCACAGGAUACCCUCAGUGUUGUAUCCUCACCAUCCAUCAUCACCAAUGGAACUGUCACCACCACCAACACCACCAACACCACAUCUAUAGACACCAUCACCACCACCACCACCACCACUGCUGCCACUGCCAUCAACACCACCAUCUCUACCAUCGCCAUCCCCACCACCACCAUGCCCACCACCACACACACACCACAAUCCACAGCCUCUUCUGAGUUACCCACUGACCCCAGGCUUAACAGGGGGACACGCACCUCCCCUGUGGUACUCCUGGCAGGGCGGGGGGUGUCUGACGUGCAGGGUGGUGUUAAUACUACCCCUGCUAUACCCACACCUCCUCUGCCAAACAUAGGGAGGGGGGGAGAGGCACCACAGGGCAGCCCACAGGGGAACGCCAGCCAGGAGUUAAAGAGAAUCGAGAAUAUUCCACUCCCUCCUGAUUUGUGCAAGGAGGAGAAGAGAGUGGGAGGGAAGAGAGAGAGGAGAGAGAAGGAGGAAAGUACAAGUGAGCCUCAGAAAGUAGAGGAAAAGGAGGAGGAAGUGCCAAGCUCCCCAGCGUCCAAACGGAGGAAAGAAGCGGACGUGGUGAGGAAAGAUAAGGCGGAGGAAAGCAAGGAGGAGGAAACCAAGAGGAAGAGACUCAUGGACGCCAAGGAGGAGGACAAGAGGAAGCGGAGGAAAGUGGAGGAAACUGAAGAGAAGAAGGAGGAGAAGGAGGAAAAUACACCUAAGAACAAUAAAGAAACACCAUCGACACCCUGCACUGACAAUAAACCGCCUGCUGCUAUUCCUACCUCUAUCCCAACCCCUGUCCCUACCCCUGUUCCAGCCCCUGUACCAACCCCUGCCCCUAUCCCUGUCCCGGCUCCUGUCCCUGCCCCUGUCCCUGCCACAGUCCCUCCCUUGCCACCCCUGCCCAAGAAAACCACAGGAGGCACCCCACAGAACUCCCCAAAGACCAGGAGAGAAAGUAAGGACUCCCGCGAUUCCUUACCCUCGCCUAAGAUUGACCGAGAGAGCCAGAAGGAUAAGGACUCACCAAGACGCAACCGAGAGUCCUUACGCAACAAAACCACCACCUUGGACUCCCCCAGGGACACGAAGGACCCGCGGGGAGGCAAGGAAUCCAUCAAAGACACUGUGAACUCCCUCAAAAGUGACACAAGCUCAGGUCAGGGUGAUGAGGCAGCCAGGGAAGGGUGUGAGGGUGACAAAAGGGUGUUGGGUGAGUCAGGGAGGAACAUGAGGGUGAGGGAGGAGAGUGCCAAGGGUGAGAAGGGUGUGGUGAAGGGAAGGGAGAGUGGGAAGAGUGACAAAGAGGUGAAGGGUAAAGAUGAGCUUAAAAAUGUGAAGAGUGAGAAGGAGAAGAGUGUAAAGAGUGAGAAAGAGGUGAAUAAGAGUGAGAGAACGUCAAACACAAGGAGCAACAAGAGCGAGAAAGACACAGCGAAGAAUAAAGAAGACACGAAGACGAACAAAACAGAGAGAGACGGUAAAAGCAAAGACGAACCCGCCAAGACUGCAAUAAAAACCGAGAAGGAAAUUGGCGACAAAAACGACAAAAACCAGGAGGAAACACAAACAAACAAACAAACAAACGAACAUACAACACCAAGCCUCUUUCCAACACAGGAGGGCGACAUCACCGGAACAGGCAUGGGGGUGUUCUUGGGGCUAUCAUCCGCCUCCACCACCACCAUACCCUUCCUGGAGGACACCGCAGGCACGACAGAAGAGAUCCCAGGCCUGUCCAUCCUUGCCGCCAGUGACACCCCUCGCAGACUGCCACCCAAGAAGGAACAAUCACAUAGGAGCUGGUUUGCUAUAGGAUCCGGCCGCAGGAACCAGGAGGCGAAGGAGAAGGAGGAGGAGAAGGAGAAUGUGAAGGAGGAGGAGGAAGAGGAACCAGUGAAAGAGGAGAAGAUAUCGGAGGAGGAUGAGGCGCAGAAACGGAAGGAGGCGGAGGAGAGGGAUGCGAGGAAUCGAGUUGUGGUGGAGGGGCGACUCAAGACCUUCACAGCGCUGCAGGAGAACGUGUACAUCGGGGAGAGGAAGAGGAGCAAGAGGAACAAGGAGGUGCGGAGAAUGGUGUGCGACUGUUCACUCACCAAGGAGGAGAUGGAGCGCGACGAGGUGGGCUGCGGCGACGACUGCCUCAACAGACUCCUUAUGAUUGAGUGUGGGUCGAGGUGUCCGCUGGGAGACCACUGCAUCAACAAGCGCUUCCAGAACCGCCAGUAUGGGGACGUGGAGGUCUUCAAUGCCGAGGAGAAGGGGUGCGGCCUACGUGCUUGCUCUGAUAUGCCUCCAGGCACCUUCAUCAUGGAGUACGUGGGCGAGGUUUUUGACACGAGGGAAUUUAAGAAGCGUAGGAAGGAGUACGCUCGGGACAUGAGGGACCACUUCUACUUCAUGGCCCUCAAGUCGGACCAGCUCAUCGACGCCACCAGGAUGGGCAACAUUUCCAGGUUCAUCAAUCACUCCUGUGACCCCAAUGCUGAGACACAGAAGUGGACCGUGAAUGGCGACUUGAGGAUUGGGUUUUUCUCCAAGCGGUUCAUUGCGGCCGGGGAGGAGAUCAACUUUGACUACCGACUGGAGAGAUACGGCCGGGAGCCCCAGCGGUGCUACUGCGGUGUUGCCAUCUGCCGGGGGUGGCUGGGCGAGGCUCCCGAUGAACAGACCAAGGAGGAGAAGGACGAGGCACGCAGGAAAGAGGAGAGGGACAGGAGAAAGAGAGAGGAGAGGAGAGCAUUCUUUGAGGAUAUUGAUCUGGAGGAGGAGAUAGAGAAGCUCAACUCCCACAAGCUAAGGAACCGUCAGGACACACUCAACCUGUCCAGGCUCAUGGUGCGCGCCGAGGACUUCACCUCCCGCGUGCUGCUCCUCCAACUGCUGCAGACUGGGGAGCCGGCGUGUCGAAGGCUGUUCCUCGAUUACCACGGCCUCAAGGUGCUCUGGUCCUGGAUGGCAGAUCUCGGCCUCUCCCAGCAGCACACUAUGUUGAAGUUGGAGAUCCUGCAGACCCUGGAGGUGCUGCCCAUCACCAACAAGACUCAGCUCACCGACAGCCGCGUUCUGUCCUUGGUGGAGCGUUGGAGUGGUCAGGCAGGAUACACCCCCUCCUCCACCACCUCCUGCAGCCUCUCCCCUCCUCCGCCGCCCCCUCCCAAGACUGACGAGCCCUCCCUACCUCCCCCUGCUACGGCUCUUACCACAGAAACAGACCCCAAUAAAAAGUCAAGUGACACCAGUGAGGAGUCAGACAGCGAGACAGACCCCAAGCUGGCCAUUGAAGCAUCCAGCGCCGACGACAGCAGCAUGGACUCGGAGGUGGAGAACCCCAAGGCAAGCGUGGAAGAGGAGAGCAGCGAUUCCAACGACGCCAAGGAUGCUGCCGCUGCUGCCACCACCACCGAGGACAAACUGAGGGUGGAGAGGCUGUCCGAUGAGGAGAAGGAAGCGCAGGAGUUACUGGAGCUUCACAAGUCGAUGGUUGCGCUCGCCAUGAAGCUUCUCGACGCCUGGAAGAACCUUAAAGAGUUCUUCCGCAUCCCCAAGAAGGAGCGGAUAGAGAUGAUGAAGGAGCACGAGAGAGAGGUGGACCGCGGCUACAAGGAGUACCUGGACCAGGCCUCUGAGAGUGACCGUGACUCGGAACGCAAGGGGUACAAUAGACGAGAUCACCACUACGACCGUCGGCGCAGGUCACCAGAGAGAGACAAGGAGCGAUACCCAAGAGGCCGCUGCAUCUCCAGGGAGGACCGCUCGUCAGAUUCACCCAAGAUGUCCAAGGAGCAACGCCGCCAACUGUUUGAACUCAAGGUGCAGCAGCAGGAGGAGGAGGCCAAGCAGAGGAAGAUGCAGGAAGAGAUGUGGACCAUGCACGUGGACCGGUGCCGCCACCUGGGCCACGACCCCUACCUCACCCCCAUCUUUGACCCCACCUACCAGUACUUCUGGGAUCCCGUAGCUGCCAACUGGCAACCCUACACCGGCUCAGUGUUUGUGCCGGCAGACCCCAAUCUGCCGGUGCCGGCGGGCUACGGCCUCACCAAGGGCGAGGGUGAGGGUUCCCCGCUGACACUGAUGGUGCCUGGUGGCCGCAGUCACCUGCCAGGGGGCGGGGACCCCCCAGGGCUGGGUCAGGGCGGUCCCAAUGACCCCCUUAACCCCGCCAACAUUCCACUACCAGGUGAGGUGCCGGCACUGGCCGCCGGCUCCCCUUCCCAGGGCCAGGAGGGCACACCGCCCCAUGCUGCCAAGCUGCUGUCCAUCCCACUGCCGGGCGAGGUUGCCGCUGGGGAGACUGGUGCAGUGGAGGGCAGCGAGACACCCAGCGCCAUCACUGUGCACCUGCCGCCACGCUGGCGUGUGGCUCGGGACGCUGCCGGCAAUGUCUACUUCUACCACGUCAAGACGCGGGUGUCCCAGUGGGAGCCGCCGGCCAUGCUCAACUCCGCCCUGGGCUCGGACUCAUCCUCAGAGUCAUCUUCGGACUCAGAUUCUGACUCCAGCAGCACCACUGAUAGUGAAGACUUCUCCAGCGAGGAGGAGGAGGAGGAAGAGGAGGAGGCGGUGGCUGUGACCACGGAGGUCUCUGACGAGAAGAUGAUCCGGCGUCCCAAAGGCACCAAGCGGCGGCGGUCCGAAGCACUGGUGCAGGAAAGAGUCAUCAGUCCCAUCAUGGAGGUGGACAAGGAGGCAGCCAGGAGGGAGCGCAGGGAGGCCAAGGAGAGGGCGAGGGAGGAGGCGCGGCAGGAGAGGCAGGAGGAGAGGAACACCAGGGUACAGAAGGAGGAGCCACCACAGUCCCAGCCUCAGCCCCAGCAGCAACAGCAGCAGCAGCAGCAGCAGGCGGAGGGUGUGGAGGGCACGCCAGUGGUGACAACGGCAGCAUCUGUGCUGGUGGAAAAGGAGAGGGAGAGGGAGAGGGAAAGGGAGAGGGAGAGGGAGAGAAGGUCGGAGAGGCACGAGGCGAGGGCCAAGAGAGAGAAGGUAAAGAGCAAGGAACGCGCAGCCACAGCCAUCGCCGACAACAGCGAUGCAGCGCGGAAGAUCAAGGACGCAUUCCGAUCCAAGAUGGCGACCUUCAUUGUGUCCGUGCUCAACCCUUAUCGCCGAGGGGACUGUCGGGAGGGGAAGAUCACCUGCACUGAGGAUUUCAAGUACCUGGCGCGCAAGCUGACUCACUUUGUCAUGGUGAAGGAACUGAAGCAGCUGCACAGCAUUGAGGCGCUGGAAUGCAGUGAGAGCGUCAAACACAAGACUCGGGACUUUGUCAGGAAGUACAUGAGCAAGUACGGUUCGGUGUUCAAGAGAGACCCCAACGACACCAAAGAGUACUGAGUGAGUGCUGAGUCUGCCCGGCCAGCUCGACGAGUCACAAUAUGGGAGCGAAUUGUGGUGAUAGUGAUAGUGAUGGUGACAGUGAAGGCAGUCUGCAUUUCACCGCUGGUCCACAAGGCAGCACUGUGGUUGGCCAGCAUGGAAGUGACUGCUAGGUGAAUAAAGAGUGUCGUGUGGUGAUGGUCAUUCCUGCUGCCCUCUGAGUUUGACAAAGGUGAGGAGUGCCACGCUGGCAACCCGAACAGCUGUGUUGAGGCGACAGUGACAGGCUGAACUGUUUAGAAAGUGGCUCAGUGUGACAGCCAGCCAAAGAACAUAUCUAACCGGGGGAGAGUGUGGCCAGUUUGUGAAAAGAACCUGCGAGUGUUUGUGUGUCUGAGUGUGUGUGUGUAUGUGUGUAUGUGUGUGUGUGUGUCUGGCCCUCAAACAGUUAGGAGUGCCUUGAGGCGUGUGAGGUGCAAUGGUAGUGGUGUGCAGGGAAGGGGUGUGGCAGUGCUGGUACAAAGCAAAACAAGCACUGCACUUCACAGCACACAGCACCCUGGACAGAUGCAGAAAUCCAGCUUGUCAGUUAUUUAUUCUGUUGUUCAUUUAUACCUGUGGGGGAAGUGGGGAGUGGGGAGCAGGGAGGGAUGAAUGAGUGAGUGAGUGUUGUGUAGAGUGUAAAGCCCCGCCUGACGUCCUGUAUAGUAAACAUAAGAGAUGCUUAUUUCACCACUCAGGAUUGUAAGCCACACAAUCGAUCAGGAAUCCUGCUAAUGACACUACGGAUUCGCGGGAUUAUUUUGGUAUCUGUUUUUUGUAAUUAGAGUGAGAGAGGGAAACAAAAAUUACAAUCGUGAGUGACAUUUCAGUAGGGAGUGUGAAGUGGUGUGUAAAUGGGAAUGGUGAUGAGAUGCGACAUUUUUUUAGAACCUUGUCUCUGUGUGUGUGUGUGUGUGUGUGUCUGAGUGCGAAUGUGAAUGUGUGUGUGAGUGAGGGAAGAGCAACACAAGUCCGCAUAUAGUAUAAAUUGACUCUGGGUGUUCGAUUUUAUGUUAAGGAGUUUUCUGUAGAUGUUGUUGUUAAAUGUACAUAAUUUUAUGGAUGAAAAUUAAAAAAAGAAAUACUG
This is a messenger RNA of Portunus trituberculatus (swimming crab), 7642 nucleotides long. It is a transcript of the gene Set2, whose product is annotated as probable histone-lysine N-methyltransferase CG1716. Bases 259 to 6531 code for a protein of 2090 amino acids. Gene Ontology annotation, cellular component: nucleus; chromosome. Lineage: Eukaryota; Metazoa; Arthropoda; Malacostraca; Decapoda; Portunidae. Gene Ontology annotation, molecular function: histone H3K36 methyltransferase activity; protein binding. The transcript is spliced from 16 exons. Gene Ontology annotation, biological process: regulation of DNA-templated transcription. The record is from RefSeq and is a predicted model, not a curated record.